This is a messenger RNA of Didymodactylos carnosus, 4725 nucleotides long. The record is from the annotation of a GenBank genome assembly. Lineage: Eukaryota; Metazoa; Rotifera; Eurotatoria; Philodinida; Philodinidae.
AUGGAACAAACUAGUGAAGUUUUGAGUAGUGAUGAUAUCCAGAAUAAUGCAUUUAUACCACAUAUUCUACCAAUGAAUGAAAAUUCCGAUAUAUCGAUUGCAGUUUACUUGCCUGUAUGGUAUCCAACGCGACCACAGUUACCGCAAGAUCGAAAUGUGACCCAUCUAUUUGAACAAGUUUACAAAAGCAUAUUAUCCCAUUGGAACUCUUAUCGUUCGGAAUUAGCAAUAGAAGAAAAGAAAGAUGAACAGGAAUACAUUGUAGAUGAACCAGUAACUCCAAUAACGCCACCGACAACAACAUCGUUUUCAUCUACAAGACAAAGAGAUGUUAAUAUUCGUUCAAAUUUAAAUGAAAAUAUUCGUAAUUACAGUACUGAUCGUGCGAGACGUUCAUCGCAUCCACUACCAAAAAAUGAUGAAAGAUCAAGAUCUUAUGAGCCACGUCCAUUUGGUACUCAGCAUGCAUCCAAAGUACAAAUAUCGGACAGAAGUCGAAAAUUAACGACGCCGAUUAUUUUACCAACAUCUUUAAUUACCAGCUAUGAAAAUCUAAAAUCAGUCAACAAUGAGUUCCAAAAUUCGUCAUUUUCAUCGGCUUCUUCUUCAUCCGAAUCAAAUUAUUAUUCAGUUUCGACAACAACUAUCAUACAAGAUCAAGAUAUUAAUCUUCUGACAAGUAUGCCGGUUAAAGAGAAUGAUCAAUGUAAUAAUAAUGAUUCUCAAUCAACUGAUAAAACAGCAAAAACAUCGUUUUUACCAAUACAUCGAAAACGAACAAUUAGUACAUCAAGUCGAAUAUCUCAAUCAACAUCAUUUGAUGCUAUUGAUCAAUUUGAAAAUAGCGAUGGAUGGAUUCAAACAAUAAUGCAAGAAAAUCAGUUAAUUUCAUCAAACAAACAAGACAAUCAACAAACUAGUUUUCAUUCUCCUAAAACAACGAUAGAUGACAUACAGACAGAUCAAGAAGAUGAAUGUCAAAAAAUUGUCAAAAAUCUUCUAAUUGAUGAAGUUAGUAAUUGUGAUCAGCAAGCAAGCCUACAAGAAAACGUCAGAGUCUGUCCUUCGAUUGAACAAAAUAUUUUAUUUUCAAAUUUUAAUAAUGACAAUAUUAAUAGUAAUUGUAAAAAUUCAAGUUAUUUAUUUGAUAUUGAUGAUAAUAAUGUACAACAAGCUUCCACUCUAUUAUCAACGGAUGAUGAAGAUAAAUUGUCUGUUAGAACAUUGACUGAUUCAAGUUUAUCGCCUGAAUCAUCAUUGUCAUCGUUUCUUGCUUCUAGUUCAGCAAUUAAAAACACUAAUAAUAAUACAGAGGACUAUUUCGAACGUUUAACAAAAAGUAUCGAACCUAUAUUGAAAAAAAACAUACUAACCAACAAUAUUAAUAAUAAUCGACAGAAUAAAAUAUUAGAAAUGUUAACACCAUCAUCUUCUCUAGUUGCUUCUAAUUCAAAUUUUAGUGAUACAAAUCAAAUACAAAAUCAUGAUCCAAAUGACGAUGUAUUUACAGAUCCAAUACCAAAACUGCAAGAAAAACGUGUUUCAUUUUCUCCUCAAAUUAUUAGACAACCUCGUGAAAGCUACGUUCGAUCUCCUUCAUUGCCUCCAACACCACCAUUAUCCUAUCAUUCAAACUCCAGUAGUCCCUUAUUCAAACAAUUUACACCACUAUCAUCUCCAGCAAAAAAUCGUACAGAAUUAUCACUGACAGUACCAACAACACAAUCCGAAUCAAUUAAUCGAAAAUCAAUAAUUAUACCAAAAACUCGACGUCCAGAUUUUGUUAAAGUUCUAUCGGAUAGUUGUCAUUGUCAAAUAUGUUCUUAUUUUGAUCGUAGACAAUUAAAAACAAAUAUUAAUUUAGAAAAUGCACUCUAUCGUUUUUUAGAAAGUAAAGAUAUUGCAACAACAAUUAUAACAUAUAUUAAAUCACAAGAUUAUAAAAUACAUUCAUCAAAUUUAACGUUUGAUAUUGAUAUUAAUUUAUUAAAAGAAUUACGUAUGCCAAAAGGUUUUUUAGAAUGGUUUUAUACAGUACCGAAAUUUUCACGAGCCUUAUUAUCUCUCGUUAAAAAUAUUAAUGAAUUUUAUCGUCAUUGUCCAAUUAUAUUAUCCUACGUAUUUAUUAUUGAAUUUGCGAUUAUUAAACCAAUAUGUUUAAUGUUCUAUUAUAUCAAUUGGUUUUUGAGAUUAGAUAUGAAUAAACGAUUUCAAUUAACAUUAGGCAUACCGGCUUAUUUCAAAAGAAAAUCGAAUGAUGACGAUGAAGAAUCGAGUGUAUCAGAAACAGAAUUAUUUUUUAUUAAAUGGCAUUGGUCUAAAGUGCCCAUUUUAUUUGAAGAUUAUUAUUCAAAUUCAUCAAUAAUAGCCUACUAUGAAACAGAUGAUUAUCAUAAUCUAAGAAUAUUAUUUCAAUCACAUGAAGAUGAUUUUCAAAAUAAUGUUGGUAUUACUAAAAUUGAAUUUGACGAUUUAUUUGAAGAUUAUAGAACACUAUAUUCCAUUGAACAUAUUAAAGCAUAUUUAACAAAUGUGAAUAGUAUAACAAUAACAUUUAAUGAACAAAAUAAUCGAAUACCAAGUUUUAUUGAAACAAAUGAUAAUGAAAAUAAUGAAAAUUAUCAUCUACAAUUGGAUGAUUAUGAUGAGAAAAAAUGUUUACAACAUAAUCGAAAACCAUUAAAAUUAUUUAAUUGUUUAUCACAUUUAUUGGAAAAUAUAUACAGUUAUUAUCGUAGUAAAACAUUUCCAAUAAAACAAUAUGAAUUGGUGGUACCAUCAAUCGUUAAUCAUUCAUUUGAACUUACUCGACGAGACAGAAAUAAAAAUAAUAAUAAUAAUAAUAAUAAUUAUGAUACUCUACAAUUAGCAAAUGAAAUAAAAACAAAUCAAAUUUUAAAAGAUCGUUCAACGAGUCCAAUACAAUUUUGUGAGAAUAAUUUUAAUAAUAAACAAUUAAUUGGUAAAAAUGGACUAUCAAAACAGUAUCAUCACCAUAAUCAUCAUCAUUUUCAUCAUAUGAAUGAUUUACGUUCAUCAACACCAAAUGAGGGAGAAAUACCAUUAUCAGAAUUACCACCGCCAAUAAUUCCAUCAACCGAUGAAAUGGAUAAAAGCACAGAAAAAAAUAAUCAAUCCAAUAAACAACCACGUUUAUUUAAUUCUGAAACAUUUGAAUCUAUCAAUAAUAAACAACCCGAUAGUAGCGAUAUAACAUUAUCAAACAAUGUUGACUCUAUGAGACAGCAUCAGCAACAACAAGCACAAGAAAAUAUCAGUAGUAUUACUGGUGGUGAUGAUGAUAUUAAUAGUACGUCGUUAUCGUUAGAAAAAUUAUCUAGUUCAAUAGUCACUACAAAUGAAAAAGAUAAAAUAAUAUCUAAAUUAUCUACGCCAUGGAAAAGUCAAGAUAACGAAAUAAAACAACAACAACAACAGAAUAUUUUCGAAACACCGAUCAGAGAUCAAAAUCGUAUGGCUGAUGAGAACGUAAUUAAUUACAUUACACCACAAUCGAUUAGUCGACAUUUAUCAUUGAGUAAAGAUAAAAUUACACAUAGUUAUAAUGAACAAAUGAAUAAUAUAAAUAAAGAUUCUAAAACUAAAUUCUAUACACGUGCAUCAUCAUUAACAUUCGAUGAACGAAAUUGUAAUCGUGAAAAAUUAAAUAUAACUAUAACAAAAGAUAAUACUGAGAUUAAUAAACAACGACCAACAUAUUUAUUACCACCAUCGUCUAAUAAUGAUAGAUUAAUUACAAGUUGUAUUUAUGACAGCGGUAGUGAAUUGUCAUCAAGUGAAAAUGGUGGAUUUCAAAAUUUUACAAUAGAAACGUUGAAUGAAUGUUGCACAUUAAAUGAAAAAAUUGAAUUAAAUAUGAACUCAAAAUUUAGUUGUACGGGUGAGUUUUGGGUAGAAUAUAAAUUAUCAAAUGAAAAUGAAAAAAAAUUUCGUCAGCUUACAUCUCAUAUUAGUUUUUAUGGAAAUAAUUAUAUUGCACCAAAAAGUGUUAAAAUUAAUGAAAUCAUUGGCAUUUAUUUUGAAUCACGUUGGCGACGAGGUCGUGUAUUACCACCAAAUAAUCGUUCAUCAUCUAUUGCAUUAUAUCUAGUUGAUUAUGGUCGUGUUAUUCAUGUACCAUUAACUGAAAUCCGUUGGUUACCUGUCGAAUUUACAAAAUUUCCAUAUAAAGCUAUACAAUGUUAUUUCAGUGAAGCACUACGUUUUAAUUAUUCAGAUACAAUGCGUGAAAAUUUUCAAAAAUUACUUAAAUGUCGAACUGUUCGUGCACAAGUUUAUGAAAAAGAUGGAAAUAAAGUCGGUGUAUUAUUAAUGUGUCAAGUCAAAGAUGGAACAAUGAAUAUUUAUCGUUAUUUGAAUGCAAUAGAAAAACGAACAUCAAAAUUUCUUUCUAAUGCCGAUAUUACAAGUUUAUUUAGUUGUGAUUUAGCUGAAAAUGAAGAUACCAAUGUGAAUAUGUGGGAGCAAUUAGAAAUGUCAAAAGGAUAUCCAGAAAACUUUAUUUCGUCUUCACCACCGCCACCAUCAAUUUUAGUAUCAAGAGAAAUAUCACAAUGUUUAGAUAAUAAGAAAAAUGGAACUAAUGUAGAUAGCAGUGAUUCAAGUGAAAUUCAAAAACAACAAGGAUUUUGUUGUGUGCCAAGAUCUUCUCAAAUUCACAAACGACGAUUACCUCAAGAAAAGCGAAGAUUGACAUUUGAAUAA